CCUUUCCCGGUGUCCCCUCUUCUCCCACUCUCUCUCUCCCCAUGCCCGGCCGGGCCAUGCCCCCGGCCCGUCCCCGGCCCCGGCCGUCCCGCCGCGCUCUCGCCUCCGGCCGGCUCUGGCCGUGCUGGCGGCGGCGCUGCUGGGCGGGCAUCAGCGCCUGGGGCUGGGGCGGCAUCGCCGCCCUUUGGCUCCGCCCGGCCCGAGCCCGGCCCCGGCCCCGGCCCCGGCUCCUCGCGGGGCCCGCGGAGGACACAGGCGGCGCGGCCGCUGCCGCCGCCUCCGCUGCGGCUCGCCCGGCCCGAGCUCCGCCGCUCGGCAGCGCGGCCGCCGGCCCCGAGCUGCCGCUGUCCCGUGUCAGGGAGCGAAGGCCUGGCGAUGGCCGGCCCGGGGCGCUUGAGGGGCGCUCGGGGGCCGGUGCUGGCCCCGGGCCGAGCGCUGACAGCCACGUCCCGCCCGCAGGGAAGGCGCAGCGGGGCCUGAAGGAGCAGCACCGGCUGGGCUCGCUGCUGGGGCGCGGCGGCUUCGGCAGCGUCUUCGCGGCCACGCGGCUCUCGGGCGGCGCCCCGGUGGCCAUCAAAAGGGUACCACGGAAGCGCGUCCGGCACUGGGGCGAGCUGCCCGACGGCACCAGCGCACCCCUGGAGAUCGUACUGCUGGCCAAGGUGUCCACUGGCUUCCCCGGUGUGGUCCAGCUGCUGGAGUGGCUUGAGCUCCCCAAGGACAUCUUGAUGGUGCUGGAUUGCCCGCAGCAGUCUCAGGACCUGCAGCAUUUCAUUCGGGCACGGGGCUUCCUGUCCGAGGAGGUGGCGCGGGAGCUGUUCCGCCAGGUGCUGGAGGCCGUGCGGCACUGCACCAGCUGUGGGGUCCUGCACAGGGACAUCAAACCAGGGAAGAUCCUGGCUGACCUGGCCACCGGGCAGGCCAAAUUGAUCGACUUUGGCUGUGGCACCUACCUGCAAGACACAGCCUAUCCUCACUUUGAAGAGUGCCAAGACCUGAUCAGGCGGUGUUUAUCCAUGCUGGACAUGGAAAGGCCUUCAUUAGAACAGCUCUUGUGUGAUCCUUGGAUGCAGGAUAUUCAUCUGCCCUGGAAGAAGGGAGAGAGCCACGGGCACACUGUGAUGCAGGGCCCUGCCUGGUCUCACCCCAGGGAAGGAGAAGGAGCCCCUGGAGAAGCUGUGCCAGGUGGGGCUGCUGCUGCUGGAGCCAGCGAGGAGCACAUCAAGGAUGACAACCUCUUCCGGGACCUGGCCACUGGCAAGCUGAAGAUGAUAGACUUUGAUUCUGGCACCUUCUUCAAAGCCAGGCUCCACAGGGAAUCUGCAGAUGAGUCCACACGCAGGGGGAUGCUCCCAGAUUUGGGCAUUGCACAGCCUGGCUGGGAAACAAAGGUCUCUGAACGCCAAGGCACAAGGUUUGCAGGGCCUGUGCCUGCUACACAACACAAACAAACCCCCAUGGCGGGAGCACAGGUGGGACUCCAGAACCUGUGCAGGGCCUGCUUUACUGUGCAGAGGAAGCAUUUUAGGUGGGCUCCAGUCUGGAUUGGGAAGUGCUUGGGACCAGCUGCGGCGUGGAUGGGCCGUGCCCUUGGAGAAGGCUGAGGACAUUGUUUGGGACCAGCUUUUCUUCCAGCCCUGGAUGGUGUGAGGUCCUUGCAGCAGGAUGAGCUCCAUGAAUCCCCUUGAGCCUCCCCACCCUUCUCAGCCCACGCACCCACCUCAAUUAGGCUGAAGCUGAAGCUUCUCUGUCUCCUCUGGCCCACCAGUCCCGUGCUGUGUGCAGGGAGCCCCAGUCCCAGAGCACAGCACACAACAGUGCAGUCCAGGCUGGAGCAGCUGUCCUGCAGCCCUGGCUUGGCUGUUUGUGGCAAGGGAAUGCUUCCUGUUUCCAGCUGUCCCUGCAGGAUGGCCCCAGGGCAGAGCCCAGCCGGGCUCCCACUGCAGCCCCUGGAGCUUGGGGCAGACAGUGCUCCCAGAGCUGAGGUUCAUGGGCGGCACCCAGAGCUGUGCCUUGCACUCUGUUGCCGUGUGUCCCAGCGCAGGCUGGCUAGCACUGUGUGAAUGCACC
This is a messenger RNA of Motacilla alba alba, 2070 nucleotides long. Its product is annotated as calcium-dependent protein kinase 11-like. The record is from RefSeq and is a predicted model, not a curated record. Gene Ontology annotation, cellular component: cytoplasm. Gene Ontology annotation, biological process: protein autophosphorylation. Gene Ontology annotation, molecular function: ATP binding; protein serine/threonine kinase activity. The transcript is spliced from 8 exons. Lineage: Eukaryota; Metazoa; Chordata; Aves; Passeriformes; Motacillidae. Bases 42 to 1604 code for a protein of 520 amino acids.